GAGCACUGCCAAGAGAUGCAAGGAGAAGCACCUGGAGGAGGCUCUCCAGCUGACACGGGCGCUGAGCGAGGGUCUGCAGGCGCUGGGUGAGGCAGAGGCACGACCCCUGCUCCGCUGUGUCCUGGCUUUCCAGAUGGAGGCAACCAGCAGCUGCAGCUCCUUCCAGAAACUGGAACAGAUGGUGACCCAGCUGGCAGUGGGGAAGGAAGCCCUGCUGGCCCAGGAGGUGGACACACUGCUGAGUGGCCUGGCUCUGCAGGGAGAGGUGCUGUCUCCUGAGGACCUUCAGUCAGUGUCCAUGUUCCUGGAGGAGAGCAGCCUGGGCCGGCAGCACUGGCGGCAGAACCUGCCCCUGCUGCUGCAGCGCCUGGCCAGCACCCUGCACUGGGUGCUGCAGGGCCAGCCCACACCUGGCAGCACCUGGGGCUACCUGGUCAUCAAGGCCUGCCUCCAGGUCUUCCAGGUGCUGCCAAAGGAUGUGGCUCCCUUGGUGUGGAGCACAUCAGGAAAGAGUGAAACCCUGCAGAGCCUCCUGGGACUGCUGCUGGAGGUGGCCUGGGGGAAGGCCCUGAACAAGGACACGAGGCUGCUGGCGGGCACAGCCCUGAGUAUGUUGGUGAACACGGCCCCCCAGCCCCAGCACGGGGCCAGUGCAGUGCUGACCCUGUUCCAGCUGCCCAGCCAAGCAGGCACUGGGGAACUGAAGUUUGGGGAGCUGGUGGUGGAAGUGCCCCCUGUCCUGGAAGCAGAUGGGCUGGAGAAGCUGGUGCUUACCAGAGGUGUGCUGACAUGCUGCAAGAUGGACAUCCUCAGCUGCCAGCUGGAGAGCCUUCCCAACAAGGCCUGCCUGCUGCUGGACGUGGUCUUUCCUGCUGUGUGUGCCCUGAGCAGGGAGCAGAAGGACUGCCACUACUACUGCUUCCAAGCCUGUGCGUUGUGGCUGCAGCGCCUGUGGGAGGGCCUGGCUGCUCUCUGGCACCUGAUGGGGACCCAUGUCCUGGCCCAGGACUCUGAGCUCCUCAAGGAGCUCACCCAGCUGCUGUGGAACAACGCAGAGACCCCGGUGGAAGGUGUGUCUGAAUUCAUCCACAGCUCCUUCCGAUUGCUGCUGGAGAUCUACCACCUGGAGUGCCAGCACUUCCAGGACCAGGAGAGACCCCUCUACCAACAGAUGCUGCAGAGGGUGGUCUCAAUGCCUUGGCAGAUCAAAGCAAGAUAUGUGCCCCUGUGUGCCAUCGUCCCCUACAUGGGCAGCCAGCAGGUGCUGGAUGCCUACCCGGACCUGCCACAGCAUCUCCUGAGCUGCCUCUCCACCAACCACCUGUGUCCUGUGGCUGCCGAGGCCUACAAGGAGCUGGUGCGGCAGCAGUGCCGCGAGUGGCGGGAUGGGCAGCGGGGCACAGAGGAGGCCCUGGCAGAGCAGUGGGCACUGCGCUGGCUCCCCCUGCUCUCCCAGGGCCUCUGCUCUCCCCUGCCCAUCCUGCAGAGCAACAGUGCCAACCACCUCCUCACCUGGACCCUGCGGCAGCUCCCGGCCACACAGGCACUGCUGGCAGCCCAGUUUGGUGGCCAGGACACGAUGUCGCUGCGGGCCUGGGUGUCCGUGCUGAAGGCACAGAAGAGUGUGGCAGGGGCCCUGCCGCUGGGGGAAGCGGCUCUGGAGCGGCUCUCCCGCUGCCUGGGCACCCGUGAGGAGGGCGUUCGGCUGGCGGCGCUGGGCCUGCUCUGCUGCAGCCCCAACACCAACCAGCCCCUCUCGGGCACCGAGGUGCGGCUGCUGCGGGACUUCCUGCCCCUCAACCUCAACUGCGACUCCUCCUCGUUCCGGCAGCUGCUGCAGGCAGCCGUGAGGAAGGCGCUGGUGCGGCUCAGGGACAGCUCGCUGGCCCAGCUGCGGUGGAAGGCGCCGCGACGCUCCGGGCCGGCAGAGGGAGCAGAGCAGCUCGCCCAGGCAGUAGGCUUUGUGGAAUGGCUGCUGCAGCUCUGCAUCGCCUCACUCAGCCCAGGCUCCAACUACCAGAGGAAGAAGACGGCUCUGCUCCUCCUGGCCGCUAUUUUGGAGACCUGCACAGACACCUGGAGCCCUGACAGGAAAAAAGGCCAGCCCCCACGGACCAUGGCCACGCUGCUGAGCUAUGCCAGGCAGAGAGGCUGCUGGGACUUCUUCUCCCAGCCCAAUUUGUUGGCACUGCUGAGCUGCCUGCAGGACAGCACUAAUGAGAUCAGAGACUUGGCCUCGGAGCUGCUUGUCCGCUACUUCCCUACCACAUUCCCUGAGCCCAUUGCCCAGGAUCUCUUCCAGCUGGCCCAGGACACCCUGGGCAGCCCCCGAGUGCAGGAGGCUGAGGCUGGAGCUGUGCUGAUGAAGACCAUCCUGCAGAAGUCAGACAGUGGCACCAUGAAGAGCCUGUCCCUGGAGGCUGAGGCAGCCCUGACACUGCCGAGCCAAGGGCUGUGCUUUGCCCAGCACCUUCUGCACGUGCUGCAGGCCCAGUUCAAGGUGGCACGCCAGGACCUGCUGCGGGCAGCAGCCACAGCACCAAUGCAUGGAGCCAUCGCUGCCCUGCGCAGGUGCCUGCUCCAGGUGCCAGAGGUGGCCGUCUCCAUGCAGGCAGCAGAGCUGGUGCAGAGCUGGCAGGAGCUCCUCACCUGCCUUGUGACCACAGUGAGAGACAUCACCUCCCUCCUCCUGGGGGCUCUGCAGAGCCAGCAAGGCCCUGGUGCUGAUGAGCAAGCUGCUGCCCCAUCAUUUGCAGAGAUGGGCAAUGCCAUUGGCUCCCUCAUCAUGCUGGGGAAGGGCCAGGGGCAAGAGGAAGAGGAGGGUGACUCAGUCCUGCUGUCAGAGGAGCACAGCCUGAUCCUGACGUGCUGCUGGGUGUCAGUGAAGGAGAUUGGGCUGCUCCUGGGGGGCCUGGCUGAGCUGCUGCUCUCCCCAGCACUGCCUGCUGAAGUGGGGCCCCUCCUGCCCCUCCCCACCCUGCAGAUGGCCACCAGGGUGUUCCAGGAGAUCCUGCUGCGAUGCCGGCACUGGGGAGCAGUGGAGGGCUGCAGCAUGGGCUUCACCAAAUUCUGUUCUGCACUGCUGAACCACCCGGAUCCGGAGCUGCAGGCCAUCCCACGGGCUGUGCUGGAGCAGGGCUUGGAGGCCCUGGGUGGGCCGCGGAGCAGCUCGAUCACGCGCCGUGCUGCCGGCUUCCCCAUGCUCUUCCUGUGCAUCGUCAGCGGUGCCUUCCUCCAGGUCCUCGCCCUCCUGCCCACAUCCUUCAGCCUUGGCUUCGCCCAGUACAUCCAUGACACCAUCAGCGCCGAGCUGGGCAGCCUCCUGCAGGGGGGCAAGUCAGGCUGUGCCGAGCCACAGGUGGGCUCAGCCAUCCUCCACCAAACCAUGGCCCACUUCAUGUGCAGCGAGGCAGCCCGGCUGGCGGACAGCGAGCGCAUUGCUGCUGUCUGCACACUCCUCCAGCAGCCCAGCCCUGACAUCCAGCUUGCCAUCCUGAGCAGGGUGAUUGCUGGGGAGGGAGGAUCAUGCAAGGAGCUGGAGAACGCUCUUGGGCUGACAUUGCUGGAGAGCUUGCAGUCGGUGCUGCAAGAGAGAAGGGACAAAGAGUUCCUGAGAUUGUACCUUGAGGCUUUGCUGCAUCUUUACAGAGAUCCUUCGUCAUGGUCCCAGGAAGCUUCCAGUAAGCUCCAGGGCUCCUCAAGAUCAUGCCUGGAGAUGCUGCUGCACAUGGUGGAGGCUGAGUGUCCUGGGCCUGAUCUCCUCUUCCAGGCACUGUGUACUGCCAGCCUGCUGCUUGCCCACCAGUGUGGGGACGAGGACGCUGCGCUGGUGGAGCGCUGGUGUGCGGCCCUGGAGGAGUGCAGCCGCUCCGCCUGCUCCGAGCUGCUGCGGCUGGCGGCCGCCCGCUCCCUGCAGCUGGCAGGGCCCGGCGUGCUGCAGCCAUCCCUGCGUGGUACCCGCUCCCUGCAGCUGGCAGGGCCCAGCGUGCUGCAGCCAUCCCCGCAUGCUGCCUGUCCCUCGCUCGUCCCCGUGGCUCUGAGGCUGAUAAACAUGGCCAUUCACCUUCUGCAAGAUGAGGAGCGGGAGGUUCGGCAUGAGGCCUCAGGAUUCGCCAGCCUCCUGCGGCAGAGCCCGGGGGAACUGCUCCAAGAUGGCUGCAUCUUUGUGCAGGACAAUGUGGGGCUCCAGAGCCUCCUAGAGCUUCUUCUGAGAGAGUUUGGGGAGCACCCUGAGACCUUCAACUCACUACUUCAACACAUCCCCGUCUUAGAUGUCAGGAGUGUUGUGGAGGAGCUGGAGGCCAACAAAGCUGUCAGCCUGUACAAGGAGGAUGAACCCAAUGUUUUUGCAGAGCCAGCUGUCCUGGCACAGCAGCUGCUCCCUGUCCUGGUGCAGCUCCUGGAGAAGGCUCCUACUGGCAGCCCAGUCCAUGCCUCAGCUCUGCAGUGGCUGGAAGCCACAGGCCCUGGUGUGCUGAGGGACCUGCAGUACUGCAGACACUGCUGGAGCCAAGGUCCUGCUGCCCGCUGGGGGAUGAAGGCGCUGGGCUGUGCCAAACUCCACACAGCCCUGGCCGUGCUGCUGGUGAGGGCCCAGCUGGUGGCACAGGUGCUGCGGGUGCUGGGGGAAGGUGCCACCGCCACACCAGGCCUGGGCUGUGGCUCCCAGGAGUUGGAGGAGGAGCUGGAGCUGGUACAGGGGCUGCUGGUGGAGCAGGGGCUGGCUCCUGUGCCAAGGCAGGACAAUGCACCAGGAGAGCUGGGACCACUGUCGGGGACUGACAGCUCCAGGCAUGCAGCAGUGUGACAUGACAUCCUGCAUCCAUCUCCCUCCAUUUCCUGGAUGCUCUCUCUGACCAGCAUCCAGGCCUGAAGGUUUGGUGGUGUAACUCAGGGGAACCCCACUCACAGUGUGGGACACACUCACUUUUGUUCCCAGUUUCUAACUGCAGCUGAGGACUCCAGUACAGCAUUGCCUUGGCCCAUGUCCAUGGUUUCCUUGCCCUCAACUCUGGCUGGCAGGAGGGGACCUGUGCUCCAGAACUCUCACACCCCCUCAUGCUCAACUCCCACCACCUGUUUUUUAACCAGCACUUUGGUCCUUGGCCGACCUGGGCUUUUAUCCCAAAUAAAGAGGCCAAGAACAUU
Messenger RNA from Zonotrichia albicollis (white-throated sparrow), 5148 nucleotides. The record is from RefSeq and is a predicted model, not a curated record. NCBI's taxonomy places the organism in Eukaryota, Metazoa, Chordata, Aves, Passeriformes, Passerellidae.